CUUUUUAUACAAUCAAUGGUUCGCCAAAAGUAUUGUCUGACGUCUGGACUGAAAGCAAUAUAAGUGCUUUAUAUUCUGAAUACAUAAACAGCACUUUAGACGAGAAAAAUAAAACAUAUUUUUUAGUCUUUGUUUCGAACAAUUCCUCUGCGAUUACCAUACAUUCAAUACAAGAAUAUUCUGUACUCAAAGACACACCAAAUGGAAAGUUCCCAGUCAUACCCGGGUUGGCCUCUAAGGAAUUACUUGGCAUUCAUCGCCAUUCACUUCAAAUUGAAUAACUGUGCCGUUUUGGCGUUCAGACUGAGGGACAGAUCCGCCAAAACUAGUCUUUUACUGGACAUUGAAUGGGAGGACAAC
This is a messenger RNA of Oppiella nova, 360 nucleotides long. The record is from the annotation of a GenBank genome assembly. NCBI's taxonomy places the organism in Eukaryota, Metazoa, Arthropoda, Arachnida, Sarcoptiformes, Oppiidae.